Messenger RNA from Cariama cristata (Red-legged seriema), 846 nucleotides. It is a transcript of the gene AGMAT, whose product is annotated as agmatine ureohydrolase (agmatinase). The annotation marks the transcript as partial. NCBI's taxonomy places the organism in Eukaryota, Metazoa, Chordata, Aves, Cariamiformes, Cariamidae. The transcript has 7 exons. The record is from RefSeq and is a predicted model, not a curated record. Gene Ontology annotation, molecular function: metal ion binding; agmatinase activity.
GUUCGGCCCGCGUGAGAUCCGGGCUGAGUCGGCGAUGGUGAGGAGGUACAACGCCAGCACCGGGGCAGCGCCUUUCGACUCCCUGCAGGUGGCUGACAUCGGGGACGUGAACGUGAACCUCUACAACCUGCCCGACAGCUGCCGCCUCAUCCGAGAGUCCUACCAGAAGAUAGCGGCCUCCGGCUGCGUGCCCCUCACCUUGGGUGGAGAUCACACCAUAACUUACCCCAUCCUGCAGGCCGUGGCAGAAAAGCACGGUCCCGUGGGACUGGUGCACGUGGAUGCUCACACCGACACCGGAGACACGGCCCUCGGGGAGAAGAUCUACCACGGGACCCCGUUCCGGCGCUGCGUGGAGGAAGGGCUGCUGGACUGCAGCCGCGUGGUCCAGAUCGGCAUCCGAGGCUCCUCCUAUGACCCCGAUCCUUACAAGUACUGCCGGGACCGGGGCUUCCGGGUGGUCCCGGCUGAAGAGUGCUGGAGGAAGUCCCUGGUGCCGCUGAUGGGAGAGGUGAGGAAGCAGAUGGGGGACAAGCCGGUGUACAUCAGUUUCGAUAUCGAUGGAUUAGAUCCCGCGUACGCCCCGGGCACCGGCACGCCGGAGAUAGCCGGGCUUACGCCUGCGCAGGCGUUGGAGAUUAUUCGUGGCUGCAAAGGACUGAACGUCGUGGGAUGUGACCUUGUAGAAGUGGCGCCGACGUACGACGUCUCUGGUAACACAGCCCUCCUGGGGGCAAACCUGCUGUUCGAGAUGCUGUGCGUUCUCCCCAGGGUGAAGACACCGUUUUCGGUGAACGGCCGAGCGGAGGCCGUCAGCCACGGGCAAGCUGCUGCCCGCCGCGCUCG